AUGUCUUCCAUAUCCAGAGACGUCACAUUAAUAGUUCAAUCCACGAGUUUGUCUGAUUUCCAGAAAAUCAAGCAGUUGAAGUCAGUAGUCACAAUAAGCAAUGUGGCGGAACUUGCUUUGCCUAUAUCUGAAAUCGAUGAUUCAUACAAUGUGAUACUCUAUCUCAUACGAAUUGAAUUGAUUAUAGCUCACAGUGAAGAUUAUCUGAAACUACCAGAUUUGUUUAGAGAAUUGCUGCUCGUCCCUUACUUGAAGAAUAUCAAUUCAUCCUCUGUAUCUCCUCAGAACUUCAAAGAAACAUAUAUCAAGACCACCUACAACGACAACCUCACCGAUUACCAGUAUCUCAUUCAGAAUCCAAAUAACCGCAAGUUGUUGGACUUAAUAAACAAGAAAAUGUUGUUGGUGUCAAAUUUGCCUUCCACAGAUGAAACUUAUCAUGACCUUAACAGGCUCAUUAAUCUCAAAAUCUUGGAGCUCUUUAUAAUUUCGUCAUACGACUUCAGAAAGAAAAAUAUCUUAAAGCACUUACAGGAAGACAUGAAGCUUGAUACAGACGAGUCUUCACCCGUCACCGAACUAGUAGACCUCUUAGCUUCUGGAAGAGUGAUUCCAUUCGAUCUUUGGCAAAAAGCGUUGUCGUCAGACUUUGGUAACAAUUACUAUUUUCUAAUACGCAGAUGUAUGAACACAAGCCAGUUGAUAGUAAAUUGGUUAGAGAAUAAUAUCGUUUUGCUAUCGAAGUACUACAUUUCGAUUAAAAUAUCGAAAGUAUAUCAGUUGUUCCAUAUAUCGUCUGACAUAGAAGUUGAACAGGUGAUACUCGAUAUGGUUGUUCACAAGAAGCUUCCUACUAACUCGAAAAUCGACCAAAUAGAGGGUAUAUUGGUAUUUGGACAAGAGGAG
Scheffersomyces stipitis CBS 6054 is the source of this 906-nucleotide messenger RNA. RefSeq lists its product as uncharacterized. The record is from RefSeq and is a predicted model, not a curated record. The annotation marks the transcript as partial. NCBI's taxonomy places the organism in Eukaryota, Fungi, Ascomycota, Pichiomycetes, Serinales, Debaryomycetaceae. The transcript has a single exon.